AUGAAGGAACAACUCUCAAAGUCAAUUGUAAUUGUUGCUGGGUUGGGGCUUAAACCCAUCGGCAGGGACUCCAUUUUAAUAUCUGUCACGUCAAACUUUGGUGGAUCUCUCUCAGCUGCAGUUUUAUCUUCAGCAGCAAGUUUAAAAGCUAAAGCCUGCCCUCCCUAUUGCUUAGAUGUGGAGUACGUGACCUGCAAGUCACCAGGUGAUGAGAAGCUUAAUUCAGUAUGCAAUUGCCGCUUAGCUUCAAAACACUGCAGUACCCGUCAUCUCCCGGAUGGGUCCUCAGUUUACUGCAACUGAAUUUGAAAGGAGA
Molecule: messenger RNA, 316 nt
Organism: Theobroma cacao (cacao)
Lineage: Eukaryota; Viridiplantae; Streptophyta; Magnoliopsida; Malvales; Malvaceae
Source: RefSeq, a predicted model, not a curated record